CGCAUUCACUUCGCAAUUAAGUUACAUUUCAUUUGAUUUUCUUUCUGUUUUUCGCCCCAUUUUGAAACCAACGUAAGGCUGUGAGAGCUGUGCGGAUAGCUCAGACUACCUCUAACUACGCUUGCGAAAUCUAGGGUUUCAUUCUGGUAGUUUCUCGUAUUAUUCAGUUUACACCUCAUUUUGUUCUUGUUGGCAUUUGGAUAGCUUUCUGUGAAACUGAAGUAGAAGCACACAGUAGAAGAUGGCAGAUGGUGAAGAUAUUCAGCCUCUUGUCUGUGACAAUGGAACCGGAAUGGUCAAGGCUGGGUUUGCAGGAGAUGAUGCUCCAAGGGCUGUGUUUCCUAGCAUUGUUGGUCGCCCUCGUCAUACUGGUGUGAUGGUUGGCAUGGGGCAGAAAGAUGCAUAUGUUGGGGAUGAGGCUCAGUCCAAGCGAGGUAUUUUGACUCUGAAGUAUCCAAUUGAGCAUGGCAUUGUUAACAAUUGGGAUGAUAUGGAGAAAAUUUGGCAUCACACCUUCUACAAUGAACUUCGUGUUGCUCCAGAAGAACAUCCUGUUCUGCUCACUGAAGCACCUCUCAAUCCAAAGGCCAAUCGUGAAAAGAUGACCCAGAUCAUGUUUGAAACUUUUAAUGCUCCUGCUAUGUAUGUUGCUAUCCAAGCUGUUCUUUCACUUUAUGCCAGUGGUCGUACAACAGGUAUUGUGCUUGAUUCUGGGGAUGGUGUCAGCCAUACAGUCCCCAUCUAUGAGGGUUACGCUCUUCCUCAUGCCAUAUUGCGUCUUGACCUUGCUGGUCGUGAUCUCACUGAUGCCCUGAUGAAAAUCUUGACUGAACGUGGCUACUCAUUCACCACCACAGCUGAGCGGGAAAUUGUGAGGGACAUGAAGGAGAAGUUGGCAUACAUAGCUCUUGAUUAUGAACAGGAAUUGGAAACUGCUAAGACCAGCUCUUCUGUGGAGAAGAGCUAUGAAUUACCUGACGGUCAGGUAAUCACUAUUGGGGAUGAGCGUUUCCGAUGCCCAGAAGUCCUUUUCCAACCAUCCAUGAUUGGAAUGGAAGCUGCUGGCAUACAUGAGACAACUUACAACUCCAUAAUGAAAUGUGAUGUUGAUAUUAGGAAGGAUUUGUAUGGAAAUAUUGUACUUAGUGGUGGAACCACAAUGUUCCCAGGUAUUGCUGAUAGAAUGAGCAAAGAAAUCACUGCAUUAGCUCCUAGCAGUAUGAAGAUUAAAGUGGUGGCUCCUCCCGAGAGGAAAUAUAGUGUCUGGAUUGGAGGAUCUAUUUUGGCAUCCCUCAGCACUUUCCAGCAGAUGUGGAUUGCCAAGGCUGAGUAUGAUGAGUCUGGCCCUUCAAUAGUCCACAGGAAAUGCUUCUAAUCUGAGCAACUCCGGUGGACUGUGUUGUGCUAUUUUGAAAAGAAAAUGCCGCUUGCAUUUUUAUUCAUUUUGUUAUCUUCCUGGUUGGUUUUCUAUUUAAUUUCUGGACAAUCACCUUCAAAGAAAAGAAGUAAAAAACAGUGAUUGUUGCAUUAUAUUCUUUUUUUUUUUUUUCCCUCUGUAAUCAAGAACUUGUUGCCGAUCAAACCCUUAUGUAGGGUUAACUUUGAA
Messenger RNA from Mangifera indica (mango), 1606 nucleotides. Its product is annotated as actin-like. The record is from RefSeq and is a predicted model, not a curated record. Bases 242 to 1375 code for a protein of 377 amino acids. Gene Ontology annotation, cellular component: cytoplasm. The transcript is spliced from 5 exons. NCBI's taxonomy places the organism in Eukaryota, Viridiplantae, Streptophyta, Magnoliopsida, Sapindales, Anacardiaceae.